AUGGUGUGCAAAGUGCAUGCAAGUGACUGUAUUUGCAGUGUUGUGACAAAGUUCUACCAACACAUUCUGGCCUUGGUGUUUGCUGUUGAUGAAAUCAAUGAGAAUCCCAAGAUCUUGCCCAAUGUCUCCCUUGGGUUCCACAUCUAUGACAGCUACUCUGAUUCAAGGAUGACCUACCGCACCACUCUGGAUCUGCUCUUUAAAUCAACUCAGUUUGUCCCCAACUACCAAUGUGGCAUCUGGAAAAAUGUAAUUGGAGUCAUUGGGGGACUUGGCUCUGUUACCUCCUCACAAAUGGCGGACAUCUUAGGUGUUUACAAGAUUCCACAGUUUCCGUAUGGCUCAUGUCAACCAGUUGUGAAUGAUCCAAUCAAUGUUCCCUCCUUUUAUUGCAUGGUCCCCGAUGAUGGUCUUCAGUACCAAGGAAUUGUCAAGUUACUUCUCCAUUUCAGCUGGAAAUGGAUAGGGCUCAUUGCCAAAGAUGAUGAAGGUGGUGAGUAUUUUUUGCAGGCCAUGGAGCCAAUACUAUCCAGGAAUGGAAUCUGUUCAGCAUUUGUACAGAGAGCUCCAGAACGUUUGCGUAUUGUCAGUACAGAUGAACUUAUCAAGGACGCUCAGAGUAUUUUACCCAUUCUCAGUACGAGCAAUGUCAAUGCUGUUGUUAUAUAUGGAGAAACUGCAUCAAUUAUAUGGUUGGCAAACAUGAUAGGGAUAGUCAGAGUAAUGCAAGGACUAUUUCCUCAAAAUAAAAUGUCAUUCUCUGAAGCAAAAGUGUGGAUUACAACAGCCCAAAUCGACUUCGCAUUACAUACCCUUCAUAAGCUUUUAGACAUUGAUAUACGUAUUUUCCAUGGUGCUAUUUCCCUCUCAAUUCAUUCAAAGGAGCUACAAGGCUUCCAGGAAUUUCUUCAGUCGAUCAACCUUUCUUUGGCAGAUGAAGAUGGUUUUAUCAUCAAUUUUUGGGAACAAGCAUUCAGUUGUUCGGUUUCAAACUCCACAUUCAACUAUGGCACAUGUUCUGGAGAGGAGAGGCUGGAGAGCCUUCCUGCACCUCUUUUUGAAAUGAGCAUGACUGGCCACAGCUACAGUGUCUAUAAUGCUGUCUAUGCCCUGGCUCAUGCUUUACGUAUCAUGCGCUCAACUAGAGACAACCACAGAACAAUAGAGACCAGGGACAGAGCGUCUCCUCAAAAAGUGGAAUCCUGGAAGCUCCACUCAUUUCUUCAGAGGAUCUCAUUCAACAACAGUGCUGGGGAUGAGAUUACAUUUAAUAAACAAGGAAAAUUAAUAGCUGGAUUUGAUAUUACAAACUUGAUUACUUUCCGGAAUAACUCAUAUGUCAGAAUGAAGUUUCCACCCACUUCAAUGUGUAAUGACAAUUGUUGUCCUGGUUAUGGAAAGAAAAAGAAGGAGGGGAAGAAAUUUUGCUGCUAUGAUUGUGUUCCAUGUCCAGAAGGAAUGAUCUCAAAUGAGAAAGAUACGGAAACAUGUGUCAGUUGUCUAGAGGAUCACUACCCAAACAAAGGGCAGGAUCAAUGCAUCCGAAAGAUUCCAAAUUUCCUAGCUUUUGAUGAAAUGUUGGCCAUUGUUUCAACUUUCUCUGCACUUUCUUUGUCUCUGAUCACAGCUCUGGUGCUUGGCAUCUUUGUCAAGCACCGGGACACUGCCAUAGUCAAAGCCAACAACAGAAGUCUCACCUACAUACUCCUCAUCUCCCUCCUCUUCUGUUUCCUCUGCUCUUUCCUGUUCAUUGGAAUGCCUAAUAAGGCAACCUGCCUUCUUCGACAAACUGCUUUUGGUAUCAUCUUCUCUGUUUCCCUCUCUAGCAUCUUGGCCAAAACAAUCUCUGUAGUUUUGGCAUUCAUAGCCACCAAACCAGGUUCCAGAAUGAGGAAGUGGUUGGGGAAACGUCUGGCUUAUUCCAUUGUCCUUUCCUGCUCCCAAGUUCAAGUAGGCAUGUGUGCUCUGUGGCUGGCAACCUCUCCUCCAUUCCCAGAUUUGGAUAUGCACUCACUGCCUAAAGAAAUCAUAUUUCUAUGUAAUGAAGGGUCAGUCCUCAUGUUCUAUUGUGUUUUGGGCUACAUGGGUGUCCUGGCCAUUAUCAGCUUCACUGUGGCCUUCCUAGCUAGAAAGUUGCCUGACAGUUUUAAUGAAGCUAAGUUCAUCACCUUCAGCAUGUUAGUCUUUUGCAGUGUUUGGAUCUCCUUUGUUCCAACUUACCUGAGCACAAGAGGAAAAUACAUGGUGGCUGUGGAGAUCUUCUCCAUCUUGACUUCCAGUGCUGGGUUACUGGGUUGCAUCUUUUUUCCAAUAUGUUACAUUAUUUUGGUGAGACCUGAGUUGAACAGCAGGGAGCAGCUGAUAAGGAGAAAAAUAUAG
Molecule: messenger RNA, 2379 nt
Organism: Rhineura floridana
Lineage: Eukaryota; Metazoa; Chordata; Lepidosauria; Squamata; Rhineuridae
Product: vomeronasal type-2 receptor 26-like
Exons: 6
Coding region: 1-2379 (792 amino acids)
Biological process (GO): G protein-coupled receptor signaling pathway
Cellular component (GO): membrane
Molecular function (GO): G protein-coupled receptor activity
Source: RefSeq, a predicted model, not a curated record